Molecule: messenger RNA, 891 nt
Organism: Penicillium concentricum
Lineage: Eukaryota; Fungi; Ascomycota; Eurotiomycetes; Eurotiales; Aspergillaceae
Product: dihydrodipicolinate synthase family protein
Exons: 1
Coding region: 1-891 (296 amino acids)
Biological process (GO): N-acetylneuraminate catabolic process
Cellular component (GO): cytosol
Molecular function (GO): N-acetylneuraminate lyase activity
Source: RefSeq, a predicted model, not a curated record
AUGGCCUCCCUCCACGGAAUCAUGGUGGCCCUGAUCACCCCCUUCACAGACGACAAGACUGCAAUCGACGAAGGCCGUCUCCAAGCACACAUCGAGCACCUAAUCACAGCAGGUGUGCACGGCCUCGUCCCAGGCGGCAGCACAGGCGAAUUCACCACAAUGACAACCGCCGAGCGCAAGCAGCUAACAGAGCUCUGCGUGAAGUUCGCCGCUGGCCGCGUUCCCGUUGUAGCCGGCACAGGCAGCCUCUCAUCCGCCGAGGCGAUUGAACUCUCCGUGCAUGCUGCGCAAGCAGGCGCCGCCGCGACAAUGGUCGUGCCCCCAUUCUACGACCCCCUCAAUCUGGAACAGCUACACGAGUUGCUCUCUGAAAUUCACACUGCAUCGGGUCUGCCGAUUGUCUUCUAUAAUAUCCCUGCUGCAUCCGGGAUGACGCUGUCCCCCAUCGAGAUUGCAGGUCUGUCUAAGGUCGGCGUCAAGUAUCUAAAGGAUACUUCUGGUAAUGCCACAGCGCUUACUGAACUUAUCUUUGGUCUGUCGGAUCAGAUUAUCUCUUUUAAUGGGUGGGAUACUUUGACCUUCUAUGGUCUUGCUGCUGGCGCGCCUGGUGGUAUUUGGGGUGCGGCGAAUAUUAUUCCUGAGUUGGCGGUUGAGCUUUAUGAGGCGGUCUCUGUGAAGGGGGAUUUGAAGCUUGGACGGGAGAUUUGGGCUAAGGCUUGGCCUAUUUGCAAUUUCCUUGAGUCGCAUAGCUAUUCGGCUGCUGUCAAGACUGGUGUUGAGUUGAUUGGGCAGCCUACUGGUGGCUUGCGCAAGCCUUUUGCUCUUCUCAACCCGGAGUUGACGGCGGAACUUAAGCAAUUGUUGCAGAAUGCUGGAGUUAAGACUAUUUAG